Molecule: messenger RNA, 1170 nt
Organism: Carica papaya (papaya)
Lineage: Eukaryota; Viridiplantae; Streptophyta; Magnoliopsida; Brassicales; Caricaceae
Product: CAP (Cysteine-rich secretory proteins, Antigen 5, and Pathogenesis-related 1 protein) superfamily protein
Source: RefSeq, a predicted model, not a curated record
UGGAAUCAUGUGUGAGUCAACCAAGUCAAAAUCUAUCUUAAAUAAAUAUCACCAGCCCCCCAGCCUACCGCCACUUCACACCCAUGUGUUUUCUUCAAUUCCAAUAAUUCCUAUUGUAUUUCCAAUUAUUAUUUCGUAUGUUUUAAUGAUACAAUACAAUUAAUGUAAAAAUUAAUUACCAACUAAUCAGGUUUCUCAAAGGACUUCGUUUGAGUCGUAAUUCUAAUUAAGAUUUUGAUAUUUGUUAAUCAUGAUUGCAAACAGAUUUGUUAGUUAUACAAGUCAAUCUAUCACCUCAUAUUCAACAACGUGUUUUACACCUCAAAUCUUCUUCAAUCGAACACUUGAGCAUGUGAAAUGAUUCGCCCUCUCCACAUGAUUCUCUUAUAUUUCUUUACAUUAAUAUUUGCAAAUCUAUUUUGCCACCCUAAAUUAUCUUUAAACCAACAACAAUCGCUGUAACUACUGACUCUACAUUAUAUAUAUAUAUAUAUAUAUGAGUAGAUCAUCUUCUGAUCUAUCCAUACAACAAUAUCUCUCUCUGAUUGUUUGUGCAAUGGAAAUGAGAGGCAUGUUUUCAUGUGGGUUAUUAUUAGGAAGCUUCCUCAUCCUUUCUUCUCUUCCUCACUUAUCUUCAUCUCUCCCAACCCAUCAUUUCCCACAUUCUAGACGCCUAUUAAAACCCAAACCCACCACUAGUAACAAAGUCAUUCAACAGUUUCUAGCACCUCACAACAAUGAGCGAACAAAGCUUGGUCUCCCGCCCCUAAAAUGGAGCAAAAAGCUUGCCAAAUUCGCUUCUUGGUGGGCAAACCAGCGGAGACGAGACUGCCAGCUGAUACAUUCGAACAGCGAUUACGGCGAGAAUCUCUUCUGGGGAAGCGGCAAAGACUGGAAACCAGGCGAUGCAGUUGCCGCAUGGGCUGCAGAGAAGAUUUAUUACAAUCAUGGAACGAAUACGUGCAGCCAUGACAGAGAUUGCUUGCAUUAUACCCAGAUAGUCUGGAGGCAGAGCUUGAAGAUCGGCUGCGCACAAGUUGUUUGCACUAGUGGCGAUACCUUCACUACUUGCAAUUAUGAUCCUCAUGGUAAUGUCAUAGGCCAAAAGCCUUUCUGAUUUUCCCCAAUUGUAAUAUACAUAGUAUACCCAUAUGCAAAAGUAUAUAAUUA